Messenger RNA from Fundulus heteroclitus (mummichog), 2193 nucleotides. RefSeq lists its product as uncharacterized. The record is from RefSeq and is a predicted model, not a curated record. NCBI's taxonomy places the organism in Eukaryota, Metazoa, Chordata, Actinopteri, Cyprinodontiformes, Fundulidae. The coding region runs from base 1 to 1104 and encodes 367 amino acids. The transcript is spliced from 5 exons.
AUGGCGAGUGGCCUGGUGAAGCGGUACCAGCAGGCCGGUGUGGAUCCCCCUGUUGCUCUUUACGUGGACUGCGGUUGCUGUGCCGAGGCAGCAGAAACAACCAAGCUGCAGGCCAGAUUCAGCGGGUGGCCACAGCUUGUGGUGAGGCUGGAUAUUUGGCACUUCAUGCAGCGGCUUGCCCUGGGAUGCACCACCGAUGCCCAUCAGCUGUCAACGUGUCACGCAUAUGUGGACAAGCAUCUGACCAAGGACGAGUUGGCUCUCCACUGCCGACGGAGGACACGAGGAGUGGACACCACGGUUCGGCUGCUGGAGGAGCUGAUUGCUGCACUGAUGGGGCCCCAAGGCAACGACUCCCUUGGCGUUCCUCUGUUUGAUCAGGAGAGGAUGGAGCACAUCUGGCGGGUGAUAAAGAAGUCGUCGUCGUGCUGCUACUCUGGUGAUUUGUUGCAUUCUGUCAAUAAACACUACGAGAAGCUGUUUGGCAGAAAGCUGGCACCUGAGUUCUGUCCCCCCGCACGUUACACAGGUGAGCUCAUCGGACUGCAGUACCUGUUUCAGCAGACUGGUCAGGCACUGCAGGACAUGAACCCCGACUCAGAGGAGACUGCCCGCUUGAUUGAGGAGCACGAUGCGGGGGUAGAUGAAGAAGAUGAGGGCUUCUCUGACUUCACAGAUGACCCUACACUGAUAGAUUUGGAGGUUUCUCCCAGCGCCUCCUCCACAGUGGCUCCCUUCCCAGCUCUCAGCGCCUCCUCCACAGUGGCUUCCUUUCAUAGCUCCCAGCGCCUCCUCCACAGUGGACCCCCAGUCCCUCCUCCAGACCUGCUCCCUGCACGGCGUCUCCAGGCAUCUCCCCGCUGGCCUCCAGCAUAUCUGAGGCUGGAGAUACCUCAGAUGAAACGAUGGCUGUUGAAGACCAGAAUGUGCCUUGAUACCAGCACAUUGACAUGCUUGCUGACUACUUGGUGGGGCUUCGGGAGCAGACCUCGCUCUGUCUCACCAACCUACAGGCAGACCGCAUCAUGGAGCUCUGGCAGAGGCUGGAUGAUGGGGACAAGCAGCGGGUUGUGUAUGCAGCACGCCACCAGGAGAGACUUUUGAGUGGACGCUUUCGAUCACCAAAGAAGCCCUCCAAAACUCCUGGUGUGGAGAGCACAACCCGCUGCGUGCUAGGUGCUAGCAGUGCUCCUGCACAGUGGCCUGACUGCUGUAGGUUGGUGGAGGCCAUUUUUAUUAGACUUUGUGGUCUGCACCCAGCCCCGAAAUGGAAAGGCAAAGGGACAGAAUCACGGUGGUCCCUAAUUUUGAGGGACUAUCGUAAAAUCAGUCAGCUGGUGAUCGGAAAUGGCAGAGUGAUGCAGGGAUCAGAGAUUUAGCUGGUGGAGGUUAAUCAGACCACCCUGAUCCAGUGGCACAAUGGCAGGCAGAAGAAGCAGGAGCUGUCUGUGCCGCUUCAGGGAACUUCUGUACCUACCAACUUACCAGUGUCGGAAGAACCAUUGUUGGACCCAAAAGUGCUGCCUUCCAUUCCUGUGCCAGUGCAGCAUGAACAUCAAUAUCAGCUGUCAGAGUGUACAGCUGGUCAGGCCAAACAAAGGCAGGCACCAUGUUCCAUCCUCCCUAAAGGUGCUGCAAAAAGGCAGCUCUUUGCGGCCCCAGCGGUUCUCCCGGUCCCAGCAGGCUGUGCACCCAUGGCUCCCUUGGCUUCUGGGGUCCCUCAACAGGUCUUCACACAGGUAGGACAACCUGUGGUUCUAUAUCAGGUUGUCCUGCCUGCACAAAUGCAGGGAACCUCUCAACCCAGCCGUCACCACCAACCCUCAAGAAAGAGGCCAUAUAAAAGAACGGUACAGGCUAAUACGUGCAAAAAAUGUGGCCUCUUCCGCACAGGAGAGACUGGGCAUAGCCACUACCGUGGGAGGAUUUACUGCCCACAGUCUGAGGUCCUUACAAAGGAGCAGUGGUUGGAGGAGAUGAGGAGGGUGGGAAAAUAAAAUUGUAUAUAAGCAUUUCAUAUUUGUAUUCAGUUUUAUGUCUAAAUAUUUGGUUUUAUUAUAUUAAACCUUUACCUUUUGUAUCUUUUUUCAUUUUGUUAUUGACAUUGAACAGCACAAACAUUCUGUGAAUAAACAUAAUGACUUUUAUUGUCCAACAGUUGUUACUGAAAAAUAAAGCCGUUUUAUACAUUUA